Antechinus flavipes (yellow-footed antechinus) is the source of this 1374-nucleotide messenger RNA. RefSeq names its product olfactory receptor 52B4-like. The record is from RefSeq and is a predicted model, not a curated record. Gene Ontology annotation, cellular component: membrane. Gene Ontology annotation, molecular function: olfactory receptor activity; G protein-coupled receptor activity. Gene Ontology annotation, biological process: G protein-coupled receptor signaling pathway. NCBI's taxonomy places the organism in Eukaryota, Metazoa, Chordata, Mammalia, Dasyuromorphia, Dasyuridae.
AUGAUCAAUCUCAACCAUACCAGUAUUAGCCACACCAUCUUCAUCCUAGUAGGUAUCCCUGGCCUGGAGGAGCAGCACAUGUGGAUUUCUAUUCCCUUCCUGAUAUCCUACCUUACUGCCAUUAUUGGGAAUUCCCUCCUCAUCUAUAUCAUUGUCACUGAGAGAAGCCUCCAUGAGCCCAUGUAUCUCUUUCUGUCCAUGCUGGCAGCUGCUGAUAUUGUUCUCUCCACCACCACUGUACCCAAAUCAUUGUCCAUCUUUUGGUUCAAUGCUAGGGAGAUCUCCCUGGGGUGCAUUACCCAACUGUUCUUCAUUCACUCUACAUAUGUGAUGGAGUCAGGGUUUCUGUUAGUUAUGGCUUUUGAUCGAUACAUUGCAAUCUGCUACCCUCUGAGAUAUAACAUGAUCCUCACCAAUUUAGUCACUGGAAACAUUGGUUUGGCUGUCCUGUUAAGGAGCAUUGGCACCAUUUUUCCUAUAAUAUUCCUUCUGACUAGGCUGACUUUCUGCAAAAAUAACAUUCUUCCUCAUACAUCUUGUGAGCACAUUGGUUUGGCUAAAUAUGCUUGUGCUGACAUCCGUGUGAAUAUAUGGUAUGGUGUGUUUGUCCUGUUAAUAACUAUAGUCUUGGAUAUUAUCCUCAUAGCAACUUCCUAUGGGCUGCUUCUCCGAGCAGUUUUCCGUAUCCCUUCCAGGGAUGCUCGUCACAAAGCUCUCAAUACUUGUGGCUCCCAUGUCUGUGUUAUUGCCCUCUUCUAUGUUCCAGGAAUCUUCACAUUUCUUACCCAACGUUUUGGGCGUCAUAUCCCACCUCAUAUCCAUAUCUUAUUAGCCAAUGUUUGUGCUCUGGCCCCACCCAUGCUUAAUCCCAUUAUCUAUGGGGUCAAGACAAAACAGAUCAGAGACAAAUUGGUCCAUGUGGUUUUUCCAAGACAGAAAUGACUUUGGACAAUGUGUACUAAGAAAAUCAUUUUUCAGAUGCUGUCUAGCCAAGAUCGGUAACAAAGGGAAUGGGAAGAAAUAGGUGGAACAAUAAAAUCUUUAGCAAGAAUUCAUGACUCAGUGGUUUGUGGGGUGAUGGAAUAUAUUAAGUAGAGUUUCUGGAAGGUACUUCUCCAUAGGUCUUUUUAAAAGAAAUAUGAGAUUCUCUCUGAAAUAGACAAUAUGAAUAAAUUCACAUCUCAGUGAUUCUGAGCUUUGCUUAAAAAAAACAUCAUCUAUGUGGAAUAACUCCCCCCCUCCCUGAAAAUUAUAUUGUUUAUAUCUCCGUAACUAUAAUCAUGGUUUCUAAAAACUUCUAUAUAAAAAUGUUAAAUAUCUGAUGAUAUGCAUUCUGGUGAUAAUCCUUUGUUGAAUUUAAACAAAAAUUUGAAG